Molecule: messenger RNA, 1080 nt
Organism: Lobosporangium transversale
Lineage: Eukaryota; Fungi; Mortierellomycota; Mortierellomycetes; Mortierellales; Mortierellaceae
Product: thymidylate synthase
Exons: 2
Coding region: 37-1032 (331 amino acids)
Biological process (GO): dTMP biosynthetic process
Cellular component (GO): cytosol; mitochondrion
Molecular function (GO): thymidylate synthase activity
Source: RefSeq, a predicted model, not a curated record
CUAGACACCAUUCCUCUUACCACACACAACUCAUUCAUGGUCAAUUCUACAUUCAAUUCUUCCUUACAUCCUUGGAGAACAAUCGGACAGCAUGAGGAAUACCAAUACCUCAACAUGAUCCGCCAUGUGAUGGAGCAUGGUGAAUUCAGAGCAGACCGAACCGGCACUGGCACACGUUCCAUUUUUGCGCCUCCUUCUAUGCGGUUUUCGCUUGAGAAUGAUAUCUUUCCAUUGUUGACGACCAAGCGAGUUUUCUUUCGCGCAGUUGUCGAGGAGUUGUUGUGGUUUGUGAAAGGUGAUACCAACGGUCUUCAUUUGUCAGAAAAGGGGAUCAAGAUCUGGGAUGGCAAUGGAUCCAGAGAGUUUUUAGACAAAAUUGGGCUGACAGAGCGUAAGGUCGGUGACCUGGGUCCUGUCUAUGGGUUCCAGUGGAGACAUUUCGGAGCCGAAUACAGAGAUUGUGAUACGGAUUAUACAGGUCAAGGAGUUGACCAAUUAGCAGAGGUCAUUUGGAAGAUCAAGAACACGCCUACGGAUCGUCGCAUUAUCAUGAGUGCAUGGAAUCCUGCCGAUCUCAAGAAAAUGGCGCUGCCCCCUUGUCACAUGUUCUGCCAAUUUUAUAUCUCCACACCCACUGAAAUACAGCCUCGGCCCAAACUCUCCUGCCAGCUUUACCAGCGCUCUUGUGAUAUGGGAUUGGGCGUACCCUUCAACAUCGCUUCAUAUGCACUCUUGACGAAAAUGAUCGCCUAUGUUUGUGAUCUCGACUGUGGCGAAUUCAUUCAUACCAUGGGCGAUACACAUAUUUACUUGGAUCAUACAGAAGCUCUCAAAGUUCAGCUCAAGCGUGAACCUAGGCCAUUCCCAAAGCUUUUCAUUCGUCCUUUCCAAGAUCAGGAUCAGAAUCAGAGCGAUAAAGAGACUAAAAAAGAACCAAGAGUGAUCACGACCAUUGACGACUUUAGGCUAGAAGACUUUGUCUUGGAAGGCUAUGAUCCUCACAAGAAGAUUGACAUGGUUAUGUCUGUAUGACAAAAAUAAAUGCAUGCACGUGACACGAGGCAUAGAAUUUGUUGGAGC